This is a messenger RNA of Linum tenue, 1338 nucleotides long. The record is from the annotation of a GenBank genome assembly. NCBI's taxonomy places the organism in Eukaryota, Viridiplantae, Streptophyta, Magnoliopsida, Malpighiales, Linaceae.
AUGGAUCCGACGCUUAUAACCGAAUCAUUCCGUCAGAGUUCUCCGAUCAGCAAGCUCGCAGACGAUCUUCUUCAACAGAUUCUGAUACGCCUCCCAAACCCUAGAGUCGCCUGCCUGUGCAAACUCGUCUGCAAGCCGUGGAGCUCCCUGAUCUCCGGCCCUCGCUUCAACCGCCUCUUCGUUUCUCACCACAAAAGCAUGAGCCACGCGCCUAUGCCGGACGAUCCAUUCGAGCUUCAGUCGACGAUCUGCAGCUUCCUCCCUCCCGUGCCCACAACGGUUCGAAACAGUCUCCGAGUUUUGGAUUGCAACAAGGACUUGGUUCUAUGCGGGUUCUGGGAUCUCGAUUCCCGGAGCGGCGAAAGCAGCAGGUCGUACUUGGUCUGCAAUCCGUUCACGAAGCAGUGGAUCGCCCUUCCUUUGGCGCCCAUGAGGCAUUACCCUCAUUACGAAUCGAGGGUUUCGAGGUUAGUUUGCGAACCCCGUAUCUCCGUCGGUCUCGAUCUAGGAGAUCGUGACCGAACAUUUACGUACACCGAGCAUCGAUUCCGUGUGGUGUGUUUGUAUCAAGGCCAUAGUGGGGCCAUCACGCUAGACGUGUUUUGUUCCGAGUCUGGAGAAUGGACCAAAGAUGCAUUUUUCUGGGGCACGUGUGAUAGAAUCAGACCGAGAAGUGUAGUUUCGUGCAACGGGGAGUUGUUUUUGAAGUAUUUGAAGUAUGCUGAUGAUAAGGUGGAUGGGUUCAAUCCUUUCCGCCUCGAUAUGCCUCCCGUUUCCAUCGAUGUUUCCGCGUUCCUCGCGAAACACCGAUGGUUUAUUUCCAACUCACGAGGCGGUGCGUUGCACGUGAUCGCACUCGAGAGCGAAACACCGAUGCUUCCCGCUCGUGCGAGCGUCUGGAGGUUGGGAGAAGACCGUAAAUCUUGGAGGAAACAAUGCGAGGGGUUGAUGAUGAUGUCAUCGAACUAUGAAUUAGCCGAGGAGGGAUGUUUCGAGCCUUUUCUCCAUCCGCACAAGCCGGAACUUGUGUUCUUCAGCCGGGUUGCUCAUCGUGACUACAUGAAUGACAUGAUGUGCUGCGAUCUGGGAAGGGAAUCAUCAGAGGUCGAGUUGUUUGCUGCGCUAGAACGGUGGGAUGAUGUCCGUCACCUUCAGGUGUUCCAGCCUAGGGUUUCUUGUUGUUGGGCUACUCCAUUGAUAAUCCCAAGGUGCAAGCAGCAGCCGUUUCAAGGCGUGUGCGGUACUGGAAGUGGCGGCUUUUGGGCUGAUGAGAGCAUGUGCUGCAGCAGUGAAGCUGCUGCAGAAUGUCCAUCCCUCCACUUCCUCAAUAAUUGGUGA